Molecule: messenger RNA, 1287 nt
Organism: Parascedosporium putredinis
Lineage: Eukaryota; Fungi; Ascomycota; Sordariomycetes; Microascales; Microascaceae
Source: the annotation of a GenBank genome assembly
AUGAAGUUCUCCGAGAGCAUCCUGCUGGGCAUGGCCCUCCCCGCCGUGAGCAACACCACCACCGUUGCGAGCACCGAUACCAACACUGCGACCGAGUCUGCCACCAGCAGCACGGAGCUCACCACCUCUGACGAGCCCACUUCCACUGGGACCGGCACCUCCUCCAGUGGCAGCAGCUCCACCGCCACCGUCACUGGAAGGGCCCCCAACCCCACCGCCGUCGGCGGGUUCGUCGACCUCGGCUGCGCUGGUCCUGGUAGCGACUCGGAGGAGUUCACGCUCAGGUACAGCGCAGCAACCAACGAUAUCGAAGAAUGCGCCGCCUCUUGCCAAGAUGCUGCUUACUUCGGUGUCCACGAUGCCGACUGCUACUGUGCCGACUCUGGCAACCAGAGUGACAACCUUGUCGAUGAUGCCCAAUGCGACAUUCCUUGCCCCGGCAACGCCGAACAGACCUGUGGUGGUGAUGCUGUCGUCGGUCGUCGUGCCCUCCCUGGCGGCAUCUAUAUCAACCUCUACAUUCGCGCCGACAUCCAGGACCCCACCACCGUCACGGUCCCCGUUACCGAGACCACUACUUUCACAACCACUGACACUACUACCAUUGUCACCUGCCCCAGCACUGGUUUCUGCUCCACCUCCACCAAGACGGAUACCAAGACCAUCACCACCACCUACUGCCCCGAUGACUGCGAGGCCCCCGGCCCUCCUUCUCCUCCUAAGCCUCACCCCAAGCCCCCUCAGCACGGUGGUGGCAACGGUGGCAACGGCGGCAAUGGUGGUAACGGUGGUAACGGCGGUCACGGUGGUGGUCACGGCGGCAACGGUGGUAACGGAGGCAACGGCGGCAACGGUGGAAACGGCGGUGGCAACGGUGGCAACGGUGGCCACGGAGGCAACGGAGGCAACGGUGGUAACGGUGGCGGCAACGGUGGCAACGGAGGCAACGGCGGCAACGGAGGCAAUGGCGGCAACGGCGGCGGCAACGGCGGCGGCAACGGAGGCAACGGCGGCAACGGUGGCAACGGUGGCAACGGCGGCUCUGGCUCUGGUGCUGGCGGCUCCGGCUCCGGCUCCGGCUCUGGCUCUGGCUCUGGCUCUGGCUCCGGCGCUGGUGGCUCUGGCUCUGGCUCUGGUGCCGGUGGCUCUGGUUCCGGCUCCGGCGCUGGUGGCUCCGGCUCCGGCUCCGGCUCCGAUGGCGGCUCCGGCGGCUUCGUCACUGCCGGUGCUGGCAAGACUAUCUUCGGCGCUGGUGCUCUUGCCCUCGCCCUGGCUCUUGCCUUCUAA